AUGUCCAUUACUGUUCAUGAAGACAUCUGCAGUCAUGUGAAGGUAGUGGUCCAUGUUCGACCAGAGAGUCAAAAAGAGAGAGAUGGCAACUUCAGCAAAGUGCUCCAGGAUGUCAAUCAGCAUAUGCUGGUCUUUAAUCCAAAAGUGGAGGAAGUCAAGUUUUUUCAUGGAAAGAAAUGUCUAUACUGUGAUUUGAACAAAAAAGAAAAUAAGGAUAAGAAAUUUAUGUUUGGUGAAGGUGCAUCACAGUUAGAGGUCUUUGAAGAAACAACCAAAACAGUCCUGGAUGGCUUUAUAAAUGGCCAUAAUUGCACAGUGCUUACAUAUGGUACAACAGGAGCUGGAAAAACUCACACAAUGCUGGGUUCUCCUGAGGAUACUGGGAUGAUGUACCUGACCAUGACGGAACUUUAUGCUUCCAUUGAACAAAUGAAAGAGGAAAACCAUUUUGCCAUUAGUUUCAUAAAUAUAUACAAUGAGCAGAUACAUGACCUACUAGUAAAUUCAGGAACACUGGUCAUUCGAGAAGAUCAUCAGAAAGGUGUACUGGUUCAUGGACUAACUUUGCAUCAGCCCAGAUCUGUACAGGAGAUCUUGCAAAUGUUGGAUUAUGGAAACAAAAGCAGGACACAGUAUCCCACUGAUGUGAAUGCCUCCUUAUCUCAAUCCCAUGCUGUCUUUCAGAUUUAUCUGAGGCAGCAGGAUAAGACAGCAAGUAUUAAUCAAAAUGUUCAUAUUGCUAAAAUGUACCUCAUUCACCUGGCAGGGUUUGAACAUGCCAGUGCCAUAAAGGCCAAAGAAGCUUGCUUCAGAGAAGGGGCAAAUAUUAAUCACUCACUGCUUAAGCUUGGCAAUGUCAUUAAUGCUCUGGCAGAUCCAAAGAGACAGCAUAUUCCUUAUCGGAACAGCAAGUUUACUCGUCUGUUGAAGGAUUCUCUUGGUGGAAACUGUCAUACUAUAAUUAUAGCUGCUGUUAGUCCUUCUUCUCUCUUCUAUGACACAUAUAACACUCUUAAAUAUUCCAGCAGAGCCAAGCAAAUCAAAUCUUCUCUGUUUGUCAGUUUGGACAGCCAUAUAAGUCAAUAUGUGAAGAUCUGUGAGGUACAAAAGGAGAUUGAAAUACUGAAAGAAAAGCUGAGACAAUAUAAGCUCAAUAAAGCAUCUGCUCCCAAUAAUCAUGAGACACACAAGUAUUUACAUUCCUCUCCAGCACAUGCAGAGAUAUCAAGAUUUAGAGAAAUUUUGAAGUAUGUAUUUACAAAUCGAGAGGAAAUCAGGAAUGAGUUUCUCAAAUUGGAAGUGCAACUUAAAGAAAAUGCUCUGGAAACCAAUGAUCAAAAACAUUGCUAUGAACAAAUUGAAAUUCUAAGCUCUCCAGAGAAAUUGGAAAAGGCAACAGGGAAACAUGAUCACAGGAUUGUGUUACUCAAAACCUGUCACUUACGGAGAAGAAAAAAUAUGUAG
Anolis sagrei ordinatus is the source of this 1464-nucleotide messenger RNA. NCBI's taxonomy places the organism in Eukaryota, Metazoa, Chordata, Lepidosauria, Squamata, Anolidae. The record is from RefSeq and is a predicted model, not a curated record.